AUGUCGGAACCAAUCAGAAAACCCAGCGACAUCUCCAAGGCUCCUACGCCCCAGAACACCCCUUCCAGUGUGGCCAACCUGUACCUCAAGCAGCAGCCACCCACGGUGUCCACCAUCUCCGAGGAAGAUGAAAAGAACCUCUCCAAGCAGUUGGCCAACAACCCCGCUCUUUUGUCCAUGAUCCAAGGUAAAUUGGGUGACUUGGUUGGCCAGCAGAGCGGCUACGUGGAGAGCUUGCCAAAGUCCGUCAAGAAGCGCGUCUCUGGCUUGAAAGCCGUGCAACAACAGCAGAUGAAGUUGGAGGCCGAGUUCCAGAAGGAAUUGUUGGAGUUGGAGAAGGCUUACCUCAAGAAGUACGAGCCUUUGUAUGAAAAGAGAAAGGCCAUUGUGAACGGUGACCAAGAGCCUACUGCUGCCGAGAUUGAGGAGGGCGAGGCCUUGAAGACUGAGAGCGAUGAGGAGGACGAGGAGGAAGAGGAGGAAGAGGAUGAGGAUGAGGAUGAUGACGUAAAGGGUAUCCCCGGCUUCUGGUUGACUGCCAUGGAGAAUUUGACCUUUGUCAGAGAGACCAUCACCGAGAGAGACAGCGAGGUGUUGGCAUACUUGAAAGACGUGCGCAUGGAGUACUUGACUACGCUAGGCUUCGAGUUGAUCUUCGAGUUCAACGAGAACCCACAUUUCAGCAACCAGGUGUUGACCAAGACAUACUACUACCACCCCGAGUUGGGCUAUUCCGGUGACUUUGUUUACGACCACGCUGAUGGAUGCGAGAUCAACUGGAAGUCCAAGGAGGCCAACGUCACAAUUAACAUAGAGAGAAGAAAGCAGAGAAACAAGAACACCAAGCAAACCCGCACCAUCGAGAAAUUGACUCCUACAGAAUCCUUCUUCAACUUCUUCGACCCUCCAAAGCCACCUCAGGCUCCUACUGAGGUCAACGAUGACGAGGAUGAAGAGGAGGAUGAGGAAGAGGCUGAGUUGCGCGACCGUUUGGAGUUCGACUACCAACUCGGUGAGGAGAUCAAAAACAAGUUGAUUCCUCGUGCCAUUGACUGGUUCUCUGGCGAUGCCGUAGAGUACGAAGGUGCUGAUGACUACGACGACGAGGAGGAGGAGUUCGAUGAGGAUGAAGAGGACGAUGACGAUGAUGACAGCGAUAUCAACGAAUCCGGUCCUAAGGAAAACCCACCUGACUGCAAGCAACAGUAG
Messenger RNA from Australozyma saopauloensis, 1209 nucleotides. It is a transcript of the gene NAP1, whose product is annotated as histone chaperone. The record is from RefSeq and is a predicted model, not a curated record. Gene Ontology annotation, biological process: nucleosome assembly. Gene Ontology annotation, cellular component: nucleus; chromatin. Bases 1 to 1209 code for a protein of 402 amino acids. Lineage: Eukaryota; Fungi; Ascomycota; Pichiomycetes; Serinales; Metschnikowiaceae. Gene Ontology annotation, molecular function: histone binding; chromatin binding. The transcript has a single exon.